Messenger RNA from Coregonus sp. 'balchen', 7833 nucleotides. The record is from the annotation of a GenBank genome assembly. NCBI's taxonomy places the organism in Eukaryota, Metazoa, Chordata, Actinopteri, Salmoniformes, Salmonidae.
GCGUGUUUUGGUGUCAGAUGCGCUGCUGUUAGCUAGCAAGCAGAAAUAUUGCAAGUCAUGGUGGGCCAUUCAAUGGGGGGAAAGGGUGGAUAAUGACAUUGUGUAAUGCUAAUAAAACAUAUGAGAGAACUCUUCUGAAAUCAAAUAAUGGUUAUAGAAGGUGGCCGACUUGUGGGCAUACAGGCAGAUGUAUAAAAUCUCCACGCGUAAGUAUAAAAUAGGUUUUAGCUAGCUAGCUAGCUAUCUAACGUUAGCCAACUAGCUUUGCUAGCUAGCGAACGUUGGCUAGCUACAUAACGUUAGCUUGUAGCUAAUUGCGCUUGAAUGUUUUGGACAAGCGACGUAAAGUAGGCGGAUGCAUUAUCUGCUUCUUGUGUGUACGUUUAGUUGAGAUUGGUAAUGCAAGACAUUGUUUUAAAAUACAUAGUAACAGUUAGCUAGCUAACGUUACAUCUUAGCAAUUUCUCUUCCCCCGUUGCUGUCACCUCAACAUCCCGCCCCCAUCUUUUCCCCAUUGGUUAACAUGUGUGAGACUCCAACGUUGUGAUCGUAUCCUUGGCUUGUGAAUGGUUCACCAGCCUGUCAGUCAUCUCUGCGCCACUUGUUGUUAGGGAGGUUGCUUGAUAUCGGAAAUGAGCGCUAUCAACACUUCCCUCUGGACGAGAAAUACCGGUGGAUGCUGGCUACGAUGUUGAUAGGCUGCCUACUUUGAAACAUUAUUGACAGAUAUACUGAUGCAUUAUUUUUAUUGCUAUUAUUUUAAUGUAAUUGUGUGAGUGAUACAUCGGUAAGCUGCAGAUCUUGAAAAGCAAAUGGAUGAGAGGGAGACUGCUAGGGAUGGGAGUCAUGAAGCGUAGCUACUGGAGGAGAACCCGAGACCCUCCCUCUUUCACCUUCACAUCUAUUCCUGUUAUGCACUGACCUAGGUGAUGCAUUUCAGUUGUUGUGCAUUGUCAGGUUGGCUUGUCAAAUUGGCCUUCUUGAAUUGGGGUUGAGGUACAGUGUGUUCUCUAGAGACAGUGGUUUUCAAACCUCUCCUCGGGGACCCCCAGUUAACAAUUUUACUGUAGCCCUGAACUAGCUCGCAAGGGCUUUAUGAUUAGUUGACAAUUGGAGUCAGGUGUGUUUGCUCUGGAAUAGAUCAAAUACAUGGAACAUUGUUUUUGCAUUCAUUGCCUCUGCACUGGCAGUGCAUAUGUUUGGUUUAUGGUUAUGAGUUUAGUGUGCGUUUGAUUGGGCUAUUCAUGUUGGUUAUCAGUGAAUUUGGUCAUCUUAAAUCUUGUGUGGCUGACUGCCCAUGGUACACGUUUGAGGAAAAGCAGGUUUGUUUCAAUAUCUGAGGCCAUACACACAUUUCAUCUGGUCUGAACAAUAUUUGAUGCAUUCAGCUUCUGUUAUGUCAUGUAAUAUAUUAUUUUGACAUUAUGUAGUGUAAUUUACAUUUAUUUAUUUUUUACUGUGAAAUCAGACUGUAGUACACAGGCUUAGGUUGGAGGAUAUUGAACCUAACAUUUAAUCUAAGCUUGUUUACUCAACUAAUUCAUAUUUCUUUAUCCUGUCAUAAAUUUUUUUAAAGCAUCAAUACCAAGAAAAUAAGGUUUAAUUUGGCCUUGAUCUCUCUGUCUGUCUGUCUCUGCAGGUAUGGGAGGACUUACUGACCUAGAACACGGUUUACCCUUUGACUGAUAUUGGAUGUGCAUUCAAGACCGCAGAAACCCUCUCUAUUCUAUUCACAUUUUAAGCGAACUCUGCACAAUACUGCGAAAAGAGAAAGUCGCAAAAGUCCCUCUUCUGUCGUAUCUGCAAUUUUCAUACUUUAAUUGUUUAUCCCAGUCUUUAUCUCAGUAUCAACUAUUGUGCCACUAGUUUGUCCCUUGUUUAAAUUUUUUACUUUCACUUUUUGUUCCUUUGUAAAGAAAUGCUUUACCUGAAAAAGUACUUCACAGAGGGCCUGAUUCAGUUCACCAUCCUCCUGAGUCUCAUUGGGGUGCGGGUGGACCUGGACACCUACCUGAGCAAUCAGCUGCCCCCACUGCGGGAGAUCAUCCUAGGCCCCAGCUCGGCCUACACCCAGACGCAGUUCCACAACCUCCGCAACACGCUGGACGGGUAUGGCAUCCAUCCCAAGAGUGUGGACCUUGACCAGUUCUUUACCACCCGCCGGCUGCUGAACCAGGUGCGCCAGCUGGAUCGCCUGUCAGUGCCCAGUCCAGAGCUGAGCACGUGGCUGGUGCACCGUGACCCUGAGACUGUGGUGUCCGCCGCCAGCCAGUCCAGCCCCAGCAUCACCCUGGACAAUGGGGCCGGCCUGGAGGACGUGAACAACUCCGAAGCCCCGGCCAUGAGGGGUGGCGGCGGAGCGCCUGAGUCCACCUACAACCCGAGUGGCGAGGACAGCACCCUGGGAGCCGUGGCCCCCGAGGACAGCCAGGAGCAGAGCAACAGGGAUGGCAACGAUGACCUCACCAAAGAGGUAGGAAAGCAUGUGAUGAUCUCACCUCUACUCAGGCUCACAAGACUAUGCCAAGCUGAGGCAUGGCACCUCUAUUGUAAUGUACAGGGAGGGAUGUGUUACUAGGAGGAUGUAGGCCUACUUCUCAGAUUACUGUAUUUAGCUGUAUAUUAGAGACGCCUUGUAUGUGUGAACCUUGAUAAAUCACAAUUGUAAUAUAAUUGAAGUUAUUUCUGGCAUUAUUGUGUAAUCUGUGUUAUUUGCAUUAUUGUAAUGUCCUUGCAUUAGAAUCAUCCGUGCCCCUAAUAGUCACAGGACCACCACUGGGAGGCAGUGUGGUUUUGGGCGACACUAAGCCAUUGUUAAAGUAGAAUUAACUAAGUCUGAAUGGAUCACAUUUUUAUGGUAAUUAAGUGGCUACGGUUGCAUUAGUGGGCUUACAUCAGGGAUGGGCAACUGGCGGCCCCCGUGGAUAGAUAUAUAUUUAUUUUUAGGAACUCAGUUGGGGUCUCAAGUUAAUAUGUUGAGAGUUAGAAUAGUAGAAUACAUCAGGUGCAAUUUCGAAAUUUGGUUGUGCGUCAGCACUUAUGUCAGUCACUGACAGUCACUCAAUUAGCCAAUGUCAGCUCGUGUUUUGCCGGGGGGGGGGGGGUGUUAACUUAGGCCUCCAAAAGGCUAGGGCCAGCUCUGACUGCUAGUGUGGAUAUGCAUUGAUGUUGUGGUCCUCUGUAGCUCAGCUGGUAGAGCACGGCGCUUGUAACGCCAAGGUAGUGGGUUCGAUCCCCGGGACCACCCAUACACAAAAAAAAAAAUGUAUGCACGCAUGACUGUAAGUCGCUUUGGAUAAAAGCGUCUGCUAAAUGGCAUAUUAUAUUAUUAUUAUUAUUAUAUGUUGGUAUGCAGACCUGCGAGCCACUUCGGCCCCUCAUUAUUUUUUUAUGGCCCCCACCCCAUCAAUUGCCCAUCCCUGCUUACAUGAUCUGAAGUUACAUAAUCUGACUUUUAAAGUAACUGUCCAGUGUUUCAAGAUUUCUAUGAAAUAUUUCCUAUAAUUAAUUAUACUAUGAGUGAAAUAGUUUUCCUUCCAAAGGAUAAGUAUGUUAAAAAAGCAGCUUUUCUGUGUUAGAAUGGUGUGGGCAUACCCCAACAACAGAAUGUUGUCUAGGCGUAUACUGGUCAUGAAAAAAUAUUCAUGCCAGUAGACUGCUGAUUGGCCAGCUCAUCCAACUCAUCCUCUGUGAGGAAAUAGCAAGUCUGUUUGAGACACAAGUUUGAGGUGGGGUUUUUGAAGUGGAUUUUUUUCUCCAAUUUAUGCUUUGGCCACAUAUGAGUAUAGGAUGAGUCAACAACAUUAUUUGGAUAUGAGCAAAUAGAAUAUGACAAUUUUUUAUUGUAUUAUAUAUCACUCCUUGUGUUGACCUGAGGAUGAAAACAUCCAAAUGUAAUGCACACAGUAUCACAGGUAUAGGCAUCUUUGAUUUUUGCACCACAGUCAAGUACAGGACCGUCAAAGUAUUCAUACCCCUUGACUUAUUCCACAUUUUGUUGUGCUACCACCUGAAUUCAAAAGGGGUUAAAUAUUAAUUUUUUCUCACCCAUCUACACACCAUACCCCAUAAUGAAAAAUCUUUUUUUUUUUUUUUUUGAAAGGAAAUACAACAUUCUCAUUUCCAUAAGUAUUCACACCGAUGAGGGAAGAUAUGUUAGAAUUACCAUUGGCAGCGAUUACAGCUGUAAGUCUCUAAGAGCUUUGCACACCUGGAUUGUACCAUAUUUGCACAUUAUUAUUAAAAAAAUUAUUCAAGAUCUGUCAAGUUGGUUGUUGAUCAUUGCUAGACAGCCAUUUUCAAGUCUUGCCAUAGAUUUUCAUGCCGGUUUGAGUCAAAACUCUAACUAGGCCACUCAGGAACAUUCAAUGUCAUCUUGGUAAGCAACUCCAGUGUGUAUUUGGCCUUGUGUUUUAGGUUAUCGUCCUUCUGAAAGAUGAAUUUGUCUCCCAGUGUCUGUUGGAAAGCAGACUGAACCAGGUUUUCCUCAAGGAUUUUUUUGCCUGUACUUAGAUUUAUUGUUUCUUUUUAUCCCCCAAAACUCCCUAGUCCUUGCCGAUGACAAGCAUACCCAUAACAUGAUGCAGCCACCACCAUGCUUGAAAAUAUGAAGAGUGGUACUCAGUGUUGUGUUGGAUUUACCCCAAACACAAUGCUUUUGUAUUCAGGACAUAAAGUUAAUUUCUUUGUGAUGUUUUUUGCAGUUUUACUUUAGUUCCUUAUUGAAAACAGGAUGCAUGUUUUGGGAUAUUUGUAUUCUGUACAGGCUUCCUUCUUUUCACUCUGUCAUUUAAGUUAGUGUUGUGGAGUAACUACAAUGUUGUUGAUCCAUCCUCAGUGUUCUCCUGUCACAGCCAUUAAACUCUAACUGUUUUAAAGUCACCAUUGGCCUCAUGGUGAAAUCCCUGAGUGGUUUCCUUCCUCUCUGGCAACUGAGUUAGGAAGGAAGCCUGCAUCUUUGUAGUAACUGGGUGUAUUUAUACACCAUCCAAAGUAUAAUUUAAUAACUUCACAAUGCUCAAAGGGAUAUUCAAUGUCUGCUUUUUUUAUUUUUACCCAUCUACCAAUAGGUGCCCUUCUUUGCGAGGCAUUGGAAAACCUCCCUGGUCUUUCUGGUUGAAUCGGUGUUUGAAAUUCACUGCUCGACUGAGGGACCUUACAGAUAAUUGUAUGUGUGGGGUACAGAGAUGAGGUAGUCAUUCAAAAAUCAUGUUAAACACUAUUAUUGCACACGGUGAGUCCAUGCAACUUAUUAUGUGACUUGUUAAGCAAAUGUUUACUCCUGAACUUAUUUAGGCUUGCCAUAACAAAGGGGUUGAAUACUUAUUGGCUCAAGACAUUUCAGCUUUUAAUUUUAAAUUAAUUUGUAAACAUUUCUAAAAACAUCAUUCCACUUUGACAUUAUUGGGCAUUGUGUGUAGGCCAGUGACACAAUCUCAAUUUAAUCCAUUUUAAAUUCAGGCUGUAACACAUUUUUUUGAAAACGUCAAGGGGUGUGAAUACUUUCUGAAGGCACUGUAGUUCUCUCUUUCCUUGAAGUGCUUUUUAUUUAGAAUUAAGUUGUGUAAGACAAGAUGUUGUGCAACUCAAUCAAGAGGGCUCUUUUCUUUGUAGUCCUAACAUCUUUUUCAUGUCAUGUCUUUUUCAGGACAUUGAUUUGAUUGACAUCCUGUGGCGACAGGAUAUCGACCUUGGGGCAGGACGGGAAGUGUUCAACUAUAGCAGCCGCCAGAAGGCGAGUGAGGCGGAAAAGCCCAGCCCGGAGGAGGAGGAGGAAAGAGCAGAGGCACAGGAGAGAUGGAGGAAUGGAGUGAACCUUCAAGAGGCUCAGCCUGUGGAUGGAGAGACCGGGGAGAGCAUACCAGAGCAGGUAGCUAAGGGCACAGAUUGUGUUUUUCAUGAUCGUGUGUCCACUGCAGUUGAUAGUAAAGGGAGUGACCUCUGUGCUGUCUGCUUCUCCCCCUCCCCUCCCCCAGCUCCCAGGCCUUGGCUCUCAGACCUCACUGUCCCUGCAGGAAUGCCUAAGGCUGCUGGAGGCCACCUUCCCUUUCGGAGAAGAAUCUCCUGAGGUAAAGACAUUUGCAAGCUGUUUUAGGAGACAAGCAUCUUGAAAUUAAGUUAAACAAACCAUGAUAUUACAAAUGCUAUAUUGACAUUAUAGGCUAAGGAAAUCCCAAAAAUUAUUGUGAGACUUUUAAAGGUAAACAUCUUAUCAGUUUCCAGCCCCUGUAGUCACAGCUGAGCUUGCGGUGGCCAAUGAAGAAGCUCCAUCCACAUCUCGGGGCCUACCACAGCCUCCCCCGUUACCCCAGCCUGUGCCCCAGUUGGACCUGGAGCAGCAGUGGCAAGACAUCAUGGCUAUCAUGGAACUACAGGUUUGUCCUUGCGCUUUAAUCACAACUGGUUCUCCAGUAAAAAAAGUUUUGUUAAUUUCUCUAACCAAUUUUUUCUCUUUUGAAGGAAAUGGAGGUUAAUAACACCUCCGAGAACUCCUUCCUCAGCACUACUUCCAACAGUGCCAAUACCAGUGGCAGCACAAGCGAGUCAGACUCCGUUGGAAGCUUUGGACUUACUCGUUCCUCCACCCUUAUCCACCAAGAUGUCAGCCUUCACCAGGCCUCCCUCCCUAGCUGCAGCCAGGACUUUCCCACACUUUUCAAUCCAGUGAUAGAUGCCACUAGCACCGCACGGCCCCCCUUGCUUAGAAUGUCCUCCAGCAACUCCUCCAACGUCAACUCUACAUUCGGAGCCACCAACCUGACUGGACUCUUUCUCCCACCGCCUCUGAACAGCACCAACAACAUCACUUCCACCCCAGUGGUGCCUGAUCCCUUCAGCAGUCUGCUGGAGGAGUCUAUGCUGGAUGAGAUCAGUCUGCUGGACCUGGCAAUGGAGGAGGGCUUCAGCCAGGCCCAGGCCUCUCAGCUGGAGGAUGAACUCGACUCGGACUCAGGCCUCUCCCUAGACUCCAGUCACAGCCCAGCCUCCCCGAGCAGCUCUGAGACCUCCUGCUCCUCCGCCACCUCCUCCUCCACCUCUGCCACCUUCUCAGAGGAAGGGGCUGUGGGAUACAGCACUGACUCUGAGUCAGCCACUGUGGAACCAGAAGAAGGUGCUGUGGGGGGCUACCAGCCCGAGUUCAACAAGCUCUGCCGCAUGAGCUACCAGGACCCCUCCCAGUUCCACGGGCUCCCUCAGCUCGACAACAUCAACCACAAUCACACCUACAAUUUACCACUAUCUUCAUCGUUCGAUGAACACCCAGAGCUACCGAUUCCCACUGGCAAGAAAAUGGGCCGUGAGAAGCAGUCAAAGCUUCAGCCCCAAGAGGACUUCCUGGACAAACAGUCGAGUCGCGACGAGCGCCGGGCUCGGGCCAUGAAGAUCCCCUUCUCAAACGAGAAGAUCAUAAAUCUGCCUGUAGAGGAGUUCAACGAGCUUCUGUCCAAGCACCACCUGAGCGAGGCCCAACUGGCCCUCGUCCGCGACAUUCGUAGACGUGGCAAGAACAAGAUGGCGGCCCAGAACUGCCGCAAGCGCAAGCUGGAUACCAUCAUCAACCUGGAGCAAGGGGUGCACGACCUGCGUCGUGACAAGGCGCGGCUGCUGAAGGAGAAGAUGGAGUUUAUUCGCUCCAUCCGCCAGAUGAAGCAGAAAGUGCAAAGCAUCUACCAGGAGGUGUUCAACCAGCUUCGGGAUGAGGAGGGCCGGCCCUACUCCCCCAGCGAGUACUCACUCCAGUAUAGCGCCGACGGCAGCGUUCUGAUCAUGCCCCACACCAUGACAGAUCAGCAAACCCGUAAGCCCGAAAAGAAACAAAAGGACAAAAAGAAG